This is a messenger RNA of Pelecanus crispus (Dalmatian pelican), 1750 nucleotides long. The record is from RefSeq and is a predicted model, not a curated record. NCBI's taxonomy places the organism in Eukaryota, Metazoa, Chordata, Aves, Pelecaniformes, Pelecanidae.
GCAAAUGUGCAAUACCAAGAUGUCCUCCCUCACGGAUGCCUCUUCUGUCACCGCUUCGGAGCAAGAGGCGCUGGUUAGACCAAAGCCACUAUUGUUGAAGUUGCUAAAGUUAGCUGGUGCAGAAAAGGACACUUUUACUAUGAAGGAGGUAAUAUUCUAUCUUGGACAAUAUAUUAUGUCUAAACAAUUAUAUGAUGAAAAACAGCAACAUAUUGUACACUGUGCAAAUGAUCUCCUGGGGGAUUUAUUUGGAGUAACAAGCUUUUCAGUAAAAGAACACAGGAGACUAUAUUCAAUGAUUUCCAGAAAUCUGAUAGCAAUCAAUCAACAAGACUCUACGCUUACUGACACACCUGAGGAUGAUGCCAGAUUUCAGCUUGAAGAAGAAAAUGUUCUAAAGGAAUCUAUGCAAGAGUUAGAAGAGAAGCAGACUUCAUCAAACAUGACUUCCCGACCAACUACAUCUUCUAGGAGGAGAACACACAGUGAAUCUGAAGAAAAUUCUUCAGAUGAUCUGCAUAGUGACAGAAGAAAACGACACAAGUCAGACAGCAUUUCGUUGACGUUUGAUGAAAGUCUCUCAUGGUGUGUAGUCAGUGGUCUGUGCCGUGAAAGAAGCAAUAGCAGUGAUUCAACAGAUUCUCUUUCCAUUCCUGAUCUUGAUGCCAGUUCAUUAAGUGAAAACUCUGAUUGGUUUGACCACAGUUCUGUUUCAGACCAGUUCAGUGUAGAGUUUGAAGUCGAGUCUAUUUAUUCAGAAGAUUAUAGCCAUAAUGAAGAAGGACUGGAGCUCACAGAUGAAGAUGAUGAGGUGUAUCAGCUGACUAUUUACCAGGAUGAAGAUAGUGAUGCUGAUUCAUUUGAUGAAGAUCCAGAGAUUUCUCUAGCUGAUUAUUGGAAGUGCCCCGAAUGUAGCAAAAUGAAUCCUCCACUACCACGACAUUGCCACAGAUGCUGGGCCCUUCGUGAGGACUGGCUUCCAGAUGAAAAGAGCGACAAAUCGGUAAAGAGCAAAUUAGAAAGUUCCUUCCCCCUAGAGUCUGAAGAAGGUUUUGAUGUUCCUGACUGCAAGAAAGGGAAAAUGACUGAAGAUAAAGAACCAGCUGUAGAGGAGAAUGAGGAUAAAGCAGUACAAAUUUCCGAGUCCCAGGAAAGUGAAGAUUUUUCGCAGCCAUCGACAUCAAGCAGCAUGUUUUGUAGCAGUCAGGAGGACUAUAAGGAACCUGAGAAGAGAGAAGUGCAAGACAAAGAGGAAAGUAUGGAAUCCAGUCUGCCUGUAACCAGCAUAGAGCCCUGUGUCAUAUGUCAGAGCAGACCUAAAAAUGGCUGCAUUGUACAUGGCAAAACGGGACACCUCAUGUCAUGUUUUACGUGCGCAAGAAAACUUAAGAAGAGGAACAAACCCUGUCCGGUGUGCAGACAGCCCAUACAGAUGAUUGUACUAACUUAUUUUAGUUAGGUAGGUGUUGGCUGGAAAGCAGCAAAAGGAACUUCAUAAACUGGUUGAGAGUAAAACUAUUUUUGUAUGCUCACUGGAGAAAAUAUUUUGGGUCUCUACAUUUGCUAUGAAAAGUAAUUGCUGAAAUAAAUGCAAUGGAGUUGUUAAGAGGUUAGCUUAAUAUUCCUAAGUCAGCUUGAAGAUUUUAAAUUCCUCUCAGUAGAAAUAACCAAUUCCUGUAAACUACCUGACUUUCCAGGUGCUUUAUGUUCCAUACACAUUAGUGACAUUUGUUUUACUGGAUUGAAUACA